Messenger RNA from Myotis davidii, 661 nucleotides. RefSeq names its product protein unc-13 homolog C-like. The record is from RefSeq and is a predicted model, not a curated record. The annotation marks the transcript as partial. The transcript has 6 exons. Gene Ontology annotation, cellular component: terminal bouton; presynaptic active zone cytoplasmic component; presynaptic membrane. Gene Ontology annotation, biological process: dense core granule priming; presynaptic dense core vesicle exocytosis; neuromuscular junction development. Gene Ontology annotation, molecular function: diacylglycerol binding; calmodulin binding; syntaxin-1 binding. Lineage: Eukaryota; Metazoa; Chordata; Mammalia; Chiroptera; Vespertilionidae.
UUCUCAUGUCUGUCUUCUAAAUACACGUGCCCUGGCGUCCCUGCCAUCAUGAGCACCUUGCUGGCGAAUAUAAAUGCUUUCUAUGCUCACACGACAGUUUCAACAAAUGUGCAGGUUUCUGCCUCAGAUCGAUUUGCCGCUACCAAUUUUGGUAGGGAAAGAUUCAUAAAACUACUAGACCAGUUGCACAACUCGUUAAGGAUUGACCUGUCAAAGUAUAGGGAAAACUUUCCUGCUGGCAAUGCUGAAAGAUUGCAAGACCUGAAAUCAACUGUGGACUUGCUAACAAGUAUCACCUUUUUUAGACUGAAGGUUCUGGAGCUGCAAAACCCCCCAAAAGCCAGCAUGGUGGUAAAGGACUGUGUCAGAGCUUGCCUGGAUGCUACGUACAAGUACAUUUUUGAUAAUUGCCACGAACUCUAUUCCCAGCUGAUAGACCCGAGUAAGAAACAGGACAUUCCUCGGGAAGAGCAGGGACCAACCACCAAGAAUUUGGAUUUUUGGCCCCAACUUAUUACCCUGAUGGUCACUAUUAUUGAUGAGGAUAAGACUGCCUAUACACCUGUCCUGAAUCAGUUUCCUCAAGAACUGAACAUGGGAAAAAUAAGUGCUGAGAUUAUGUGGACCCUUUUUGCUCUGGAUAUGAAAUAUGCACUAGAAG